Harpegnathos saltator (Jerdon's jumping ant) is the source of this 3625-nucleotide messenger RNA. Its product is annotated as major facilitator superfamily domain-containing protein 6. The transcript has 9 exons. The coding region runs from base 1763 to 3361 and encodes 532 amino acids. NCBI's taxonomy places the organism in Eukaryota, Metazoa, Arthropoda, Insecta, Hymenoptera, Formicidae. Gene Ontology annotation, molecular function: transmembrane transporter activity. The record is from RefSeq and is a predicted model, not a curated record. Gene Ontology annotation, cellular component: membrane.
AUAAAUAUACCAGUUAUAAAUGCGUUAGAACAUGCUGAAAUAAUGGAAGAACCAAGAAGAUUUUUCCAUAUUAGUUCCAUAUUUUCCACUUUGUUCUGUUGGACGCAGCCAAUUAAAGUUCGUCGUAUCGUAUUUUUGGUCGAUAUUUGCAGAAAGUACAUAUGUUUUCCAAUGUUGUCAAACACAACGGAAAGCGUAUACGUUUCUAGUUGCGAAUAUUACACAAUUAAAUUCAAGAAUACCGUGUCAGAAACGUAUGCGCUUAUUUACUAUUCGCAACGUGCGUAUACGUAAAGUUGCGUAUAGAUUCAAGAAUAGGGCCCCUGGAUUAUUAUUUUUCAUAAAAUGAGCAGAAAUAGCUCAUAUUAAAACAUAAAAAAAAAUCGAGAGAUCUUUCGAUUUUUUCGCACAAAACUUUUAACGGUUUCAAUAUGAGUCAGUCUUCUAUUUUAAAAAAUGACCAUGUAAUUGUAAUCGUCAAUAGUCAGCGGCCAUACAUACACAUAUCGAUAGCAAUAAUUACUAGAACUACAGCCCGAAAACGGCUCAAACACUUUUCCCCUCGGUGCGCGUUCACUCAUCUGACUUUUAUAAUUAAUAACUUGACAUUUAUUAUGAAUAUCGCAAAACGAUAUAGAGUUCUUUUGUUCGCUUUAAACCGUUCUACACUGUCUAUAUACUAUAGCACACUUGUUCUGGGACACUCUGUAUAUCUGUUGUUAUUAGUCACACUGUUACAUCGUCUGUACCUAAAAUGAGUCAAAGGUUGAGCCUGAAUUUUGAAAUAAAAGGGAAAGAAGAAAGAGUGUGAUAGGAAAAAGAAUGAAACAUAUUAGAUUAAACGAAGAAGUCCGAAUACCGUUAGGCUCAACGUACGUCCAAGCUCUUGCUACGGCUCUGAGUUGCUUAUCCCUCCUCUGAAAUAAUUUCACUUGUUCUGUAUAUCCCUAUCGUCACGCAAGUCAGUUGUGCAUUCUAUCUUCGAAUAUUUUCCUGAGCUGAUAGUCAGACAAUUGACUGCGUUCAACAGAAGCCAGUGAUUAGUAAGUGCUCAAUAAUGAUUAUUAUCCGCGAUUUAUAUCUCUUUAGAGCUUCUAUAGAGUUGAAAAAAUGAUAUGCUAAUUAGAGGCAAUAUUCCAAGUAUCGAUUUGUGGUGGAGUUGAACGUAACGAUCAAGAGUGUACAUUUAAAAAGAUACCAGGAAAGUACCACAUUUUGACAUUCAGCGCGCAGGCGUGCUGAAAAUGUUUUCAGAUAAAUAAGUAAUUAAUAUCGUGGAAAUUGUGUGACGCAUGCAUAUACACAUGACGAGCUAGCGGGCAUUCGUGUCAUGAGCAAACGAAAAAAUUGUUCUGAAGGCCGGGUUCUAAAAAAUACACGUCGCGAUGAUACUUGUUGGCUCGCAGCAUUUCGUGACGCCAUAUUGGGAUUCGUUUGAAAUUUGUGCGGAUGAUAUGUCGAAGUUCGAUAUAUCGUGAGGCAAGCGAAGGAGGUAGAUGAAAGAUUACGUAUAUCGUUCAAUAGAACGAAGUUAACGGGUCCUGGUAAAAUUCACAAGCAGUCAAUCAAAUCGUCAGAUCGUUGAUCGAUUGUCGAGAACUUCGUUUAUUUAACAAUUCUUGUUUGUAAUGUUAUCCUUUUAUCGUCAGAAUUUGUAACAUGGCGUCAACUUAACACAUUCUCAAGGGAGCAAAUACAAAGUGGUGGAUUAACAAAAGUCUGUUGGACAUUCCAAUUUUUUAUCUUUAAUCAGGCGGAAAAGAUGAAAAUUAAUUAUAAGCAGCUGCCUGUCAAGGCGCAUUAUUUUUUUUUCAUGGCGGCGAUGGGCCCGAUUUUACCAUUUUUAUCAGUUUACGGCAAACAAUUGGGCAUUUCUCCGUUAGUUAUGGGCAGCAUCACCGCAGGUCUACCUAUAUUCUUCCUGAUCGCCAAAUCUGUGUUCGGCUUUGUUGUGGAUUAUUUCCGCUCUCAGAGAAAAUUAAUCUUUAUGCUGCUGCUCGCCGCGACAAGCGGCUGUUACAUUUUAAUGUACUUUUUGCCUAUAUUGCCAGGCCCGCUGCUGCCAGAUCAUCACUUUCAAAACGUUUCCUGCGCGUCUUUAUCACCCUGUGAUAUGAACCAUCAUACUUCAACAUUGGCAUUAUGUAAUGGUACAAAAGACACUACUUGCCACUGGAUGUGCAAGGAUUCCAAUUUUUCUAUGCGAGUAUCUUUUCAUGUAGCUAAAGGAGAAGCAAGCAUCUCGCCGAGUACAACAUGCUUGUUACAUAUGAACGAAACGUCAUCAUGUUCGCACAGUACGAAUUGCGAAGUCACCUGCGACAAUUUCGACGACGAUCGUUGUCUGUACACGUCCAUCACUUUUUGGGGCUUUAUUCUUUUAAUGUCUCUCGGGACCAUUGGUUUUAAUGUUUCUAACAGCAUAAGCGACGCGAUUUGCUUCGACGUGCUAGGCGAAGGCGGAGAAAUGGGAUAUGGUAGGCAGCGUGUAUGGGGUACAAUCGGUUUUGGCGUUGUGGCUUUUCUAGCUGGCUACACCAUAGACUUGUGGUCGCAGGGAAAUAUCUACAAAGUUUACACACCAGCUUUCCUCCUUGUGUUCGUGUUCACCUGCGCUGAUUUGCUUUGCUGCCGAAAAUUGGAGCUGCCACUUACUUCAAGACCGACCAACAUAUUAAAGGAUGUACUUAUGUUACUGAGAUUGAAACACAUCGUCAUAUUCUUGUGUUUCGCUACAUUUGCUGGUAUUCUUGAUGGUUUUAUGAUUUAUUUUUUACUCUGGUACCUAGAAGAUCUCGCUAUGGCAACUGGUUAUAUGGGUGAAAUUAAAUUGAUCGAAGGUCUAAUAGUAGCUGCAGAGACUCUCGGCGGCGAGAUAAUAUUCUUUUCUUUAUCUGGCAAAAUAUUGAAGAAAUUUGGAUAUGGUUAUACUUUUACCUUCUGUUUCGUAUGCUAUGCACUGCGACUGGGACUGAUAUCACUAGCGCCAACACCAUGGUGGGUACUUCCAGUGGAACUGAUCAUGCAGGGAUCAACAUACGCACUCUGUUACACAACAAUAGUAGCAUAUGCGAGUGCAAUUGCACCUCCCGGGACAUCAGCCACCGUUCAAGGGGUUAUGGCAGGAAUGGACGAUGGAUUUGGAUACGCUCUUGGCAGUUUGAUAGGAGGUAUCCUGUACAAGAAAGUCGGCGGUGCAAUAACGUUAAGGAUAUUUUCAACGUUCGCAGCAGUUUGUGCUUUAAUGUACUUUAUUCUUCACACUUUGUACUUAAAACAUAAAAUGUCAGACACACGUAACAAAAUUGAAUUUAGAAAGCCCGACGAUGCACGAGAACACUGCGUAGUUGCAGAAACGUAGUUUUAUGUAUUUUGAAAUAAAAAUAGAAAGUGUAACGUAAAAUAUAUAUUGCAAUUAUUAGAAUAAUAAGAAUACUCUUCAUGUCUAUCCAAGGGAGAAAUGGAAGAUUGAAUAGACGUCGAUUCGAUGUCUUUUAAAUGUCAUCGACGAUUAAUCGAUGUCGAAUCGAGUCGAUUCGAUCUUGUUUCUCUCUGGGAUAUAAGUGCCAUUUUAAUGUAUAUGGUCUGACUGUGUAUAUUUUAUAUGCGGAUUUAAAAUGAUACA